Erinaceus europaeus (western European hedgehog) is the source of this 596-nucleotide messenger RNA. Its product is annotated as rho GTPase-activating protein 20-like. Gene Ontology annotation, molecular function: GTPase activator activity. The record is from RefSeq and is a predicted model, not a curated record. The transcript has 2 exons. The coding region runs from base 190 to 516 and encodes 108 amino acids. Lineage: Eukaryota; Metazoa; Chordata; Mammalia; Eulipotyphla; Erinaceidae.
ACUGCUCCCUUCUCCAUCAGUCCCUGAGCGACCUCAUCUCUCACAGGGGCUCUCUAUAACCCAGGGACUCCUGACUGGAAGUCUGGGUUUCUGUUUGGUGGAUUAAAAUAAAUGACUAGCCUGUCAUGUCACUGAGGAUGUUAAGCAUACAAACCUGCUGUCUAUUUGAGCCCUUAGUGGCUGUGGUUGAUGUGUUCCAGGCGGUCUUCUGAGGACUCAGCCACUUCUGAAGGAGAGGAUGCUUGGGAGGGGCCCUGUGGCAGGCUGCUGCUGGCCACCACAGCCAAGGUCAAAAGGGGCCUCAGGAGGCAGGCGCGACAGCUGCACCUAUACUCCAAUGUCUUGCUCAUCUCUAGCUCAAAGUUUGAAAGCAACUUCACGAUCAAGCACUCGGUGCCCCUGCGUAGCCUGUGGGUGUCUGCCUACCUGGAGAGGUCCAGGAGAGCCACCAGCAGAGACCGGAGGUCACUCACUGUAGGCUGGUCCAGGAACAGCUUCGUGGUCACUUUCUCGUAAGACCUCCAUCUUGGUUUUCCAUGUGGUCAUGACUUUUACAUCUAAAACAUUUUCAUCUGGUUGUUUGUAAAGCCAAUUGC